GAAUCAGGAAGGCUGGACAGGUACUUAUUGCGACAGCUCCCCAUUCGAUAUACUGCACUGCGCGAAAAUGUCGUCAGGGUAUGGUCAAUACGGCGGCGUCGGCCGCUGCUUUCCCUUCUGGCAGGAAGUGCUGGCUUGCUAUGUUGUCAACACAUCCGCGGAGAACGACGGUGCCGGCAAGAAGAAGUGCGCGGUAGCACUUGAAGACUACUAUGAGUGUCUGCAUCACAAGAAGGAGCAUGCGCGAGCAGUAGCUAUGCAAGCAGCCUAUAACCGACGAGGCGCCACGUCCGGAGAUGAUACGCCAUCCGCGAGCCAGAUCAGAAAUCUUGGUCUUCUGGGCAAGGAGGAGGACACAAAGAAAGUCAUUGGGGAGUCAUGAGGCAUGAUUUUGCGUCGGGGUGGAGUUGUAACGUUAACAUUGCCAAUCAAAACUUUCGACAAUUCCUCCACAUUACCUGUCGAGGUAUUGAGGAUCGCGCCAGACCGUUGAUAUAGACCAAGACGAUUUCUACAUGUGGUUGGUGCUCCGACGCGAAACCCUCGAACGGUCCGCGAUGGUCGGCGCAGGCUAGUGUUUCCAAGGCAUGGCAAAGUGGCCGCCACCGUUCAGCUGCGUAUUGUCCGUGUCAUUUCAG
This is a messenger RNA of Emericellopsis atlantica, 638 nucleotides long. RefSeq names its product NADH:ubiquinone oxidoreductase 11.5kD subunit. Lineage: Eukaryota; Fungi; Ascomycota; Sordariomycetes; Hypocreales; Bionectriaceae. The transcript is spliced from 3 exons. Gene Ontology annotation, biological process: mitochondrial respiratory chain complex I assembly. The record is from RefSeq and is a predicted model, not a curated record. The coding region runs from base 68 to 382 and encodes 104 amino acids.